AUGGCUCUCACCUUUAACACAUCUUCAGAGCAGAAAAGACUCACGCAGACUCCCCUGCUGAAGAUCUGGGUGCCGUGGAUAGGCUGCAACUUGAACCGAAGGAGAGGAUGUAAGUGCAGAAAAAACUAGAGUAGAAGAAGAGCAGGAUUCACUGACCUGCUCUUCUGUCCUGCUGAUGUUUGUGCUGCUUUUACUCGACUCACUUCUGAGUGAAAUAAUAGGGUCUGUUGAUUUAUACUUGUACAUAAUGAGACUGAUUGUUAAUCUACUCUUUGUAGUAGCUUAUUGCAAGUUUAGAAGUACAACUUUGUUAUUAUUUGUAUGGAAUAAUACUUUAAAAAAACAACUUUUCCAAAUUUCAUGAAGUUAACUACAUGAGUCUCCUAUCUUUUCUCUACCAUAUUAUUGGCAUUUGGAUAAAACAAAACCCAAAAGUUAAAACUAAUUACAUUUAUUCUUUUGUCCUUUUUAAACAAAAAUAAGUGUAUCCAUAUUUUGAACCAGUCUUAGUUCUUUGAGAAAUCUUUAUUUUCAGCUUAACUGAGAAAAAAAAAAUUCUUAAUAGUGUUUAGAGUUUUGAUUUUUAACCUCACAUUGAUGGAUCACAUCAAAAAAGAAAUCAUAGUGACUUUGUUGUCAUCGCCCGACAGUAUGAUGAAAGUCGGAGCUUCUUUAAGUGGUGCACAUGAACAAUAAGAGACGCAUUAGUUAUAUGUAUUAUUAUUACUGGAACCUGAUGUUGCUUCAGGCCAGGCCUCAGUCCUGUCAGGGGGGGAUGCAGGUAGUCUGGCAGCAGUCUGAGAGACACAGGAGUCAGUCACGGGAUGAGAGCCAGACCAGACUGGAGUUGGCUCUGUGUUCAGCGUCUGACACGGUCCUUUGAGCAUUUUGCUGACGCAGCAUACUCCAUUCAUAAUCGAACCCCCUGGAGGCUGACACCCUGUCUGUCCCUGUAUAGACACACUCUGACACAGAGGCCAUCCGGGUAACUUUUGUGGGUCCAGUCUGCAGUCUGCCUUAUAAAGUAGUGGCAUUUUUUUGACCUCAGAGACAGACGAGAAUGCAGUGACUGGGUCAUGAGUGGGUAAGAAACGCACAAAAGCUUUAAAUUUGACCGAAAAAUCUCAUGGUUGUGUGUUCCUGUAAACAAAGAGCGAUGUCUCCCUCCAGUAGGUUUUUCUAUGUGCAUGAAAUAUAUCAGAAUAAGGAAAAAGCCUCAAACCAAAGCUUUAGACGUGCUGUGUUGAUGUGACAGUAGCUGGCAGCGUUUUUGUGUGUGGCUGAUCUCAUUUGUCACCAUCUGCAGGUAGGAGAAUGACGUUUAAACACACCUGGAGGGUGACUCUCUACUGUAAAUGUCUGCCAUCUGCUGCAGUAGUCUGUGCUGUUUCUAUCAGAGCAGAAGUAGGAGGAGCAUCUAGAGUUGUAUCUCUUCUUUGGAGGCGUUUUAACUCCUCUUUAGUGAAUAUUCAAUCAUUUUUCUUGUUUGUUUAGUUUGUUUGGAGAUAAGAUUUAUGAUAAGUUGAAGAAGAUCACCCUAGCAGCGACAAACUCAGCAUAUGCUGUGUUUGUAGCUGCACAGAUCCUCAGCGGCUCUGAAUUCUGAGUUUAUCUGACCUUUCUAAACACCAAGCUGAUGCUUAUCUGCCGAGUCCUGGAGCACUUUGGUUUUAAUCGCCCCCUCCGUCUAAGAUAAUGUUCUUAUUGUGUGUCUUCCUCAGCCUCGGUGCCUCAGUUCUGUAACUCUCCCACCAUGAUUGUGAUGGUGGGGCUGCCGGCCAGAGGGAAGACGUACAUCUCCAAGAAGCUCACACGCUACCUGAACUGGAUCGGGGUGCCGACGAAAAGUCAGUUUUCAAAGUGAAACCAUGAAAUCCUGAUCAGAGAAGCAGAGAGGAAACAAGGAGUCAUGUGUUUUGUGACUGUAUGAGCUCAAGGAUAUUUUGUUAACCUCUCUGUCUCUUAUCUAAAAAAAAAAACAGUGUUUAAUGUGGGCCAGUACCGCAGGGAGGCUGUGAAGAUCUACAAGAACUUUGAGUUCUUUAAACCUGAUAACGAAGAGGCCAUGAGGAUCCGCAAGUAAGGAGAAUCAUAUAUUUAUCCAGAUGCUCAGAUGCAGUAGAUUUAUACAGUCUGAUUUUCUGUCACUCUUUAGUUUAACAUGCACGCUCUCUCUUGCACAAUAUUUGCCGUUGUUGAUCAUAACUAAGUUCAGGGUGUGUGUUUGUUUUUCAGGGCCUGUGCAGCAGCCGCCCUCAAAGAUGUCGCUGCGUACUUUUCAAAGGAAAAAGGACAAGUAGCUGUGAGUCGAUAGAAAACUGGAACUGUUCCUUUAAUUUCAGUGAAACACACAGUGGAUCUGUCUCAGUGUAGGCUGUUCAGACUGACUGAGUCCUGUCUCAUUCAGGUUUUUGAUGCUACCAACACCACCAGAGAGAGGAGGGCGAUCAUUAUUAGUUUAGCCAAGGAGAAGGGCUACAAAGUGAGUAAAGACUGAAUCAUCUACUACUGCAGCUUCACUUUGAAUCUCAGUCUGUUUCAUUAGUUUGCGAAUUCUUUGAGAGUUACGUCAAAUCAAAAAGAAUGUGGUGUGGUUGAAGGUCACAACAUGAUUUAUACAGCUGACUCCUUCCUCUUAUGCAGGUGUUUUUCGUCGAGUCCAUCUGUGAUGACCCUGAAAUCAUUGCAGAGAACAUUAAGGUGAGAAGCAUCUCUACGUCACAUCAGUGUAAAAUGUUUUAUUUUUAAUAAUAGAAGGAAAAAUGUUGAUAAAUCUGUCUUUACUGUCCAGCAAGUAAAAUUUGGGAGUCCAGAUUAUGUGGAUCGAGACAUUGAUGAAGCCAAUGAAGACUUCAUCAAGCGCAUUGAUUGUUACAGAGCCAGCUACAUGCCCAUCGACGACGAGAAGGACAGGUACUGACGCCAAGUUCAGGUCAGGUUAGCUGGUUUUCCCAUAAUUCCUGUCUAAUCCAUGUUUGUGUCGGUUCUCUUUGAACAGGAAGCUCUCCUACAUCAAGAUCUUCGACGUGGGCAGUAGAUACCUGGUGAACCGGGUCCAAGACCACAUUCAGAGCAGGAUCGUGUACUACCUCAUGAACAUCCACGUCACACCCAGAUCCAUCUACUUGAGCCGACACGGGGAGAGCGAACUCAACCUGUUAGGCAAGAUUGGAGGAGAUUCAGGCCUCUCACCCAGAGGACAGAAGGUACGACGACUGCAGAGUACAGACGGAGUUUAUGAAAUUAAAGUCCUGAGGCAAACUUCGAUGAUUUAGACUCUUCGACUGUCUGUCAAAUAAGUGUUUCCAUGGUUACUCCUACUGCAAAGUCUCACUUCCAGAUUUCAAACUUCACAUUCAUUCUUUUCAGUAUGCCAACGCCCUCGCCACAUUCAUCAGAAGUCAGAGAAUCAGUGACCUGAAGGUGUGGACGAGUCACAUGAAGAGGACCAUUCAGACCGCAGAGACUCUGGGAGUCCAGUACGAGCAGUGGAAGGCCCUCAAUGAGAUAGAUGCCGUGAGUUUAGAAAUAUGUACAGCAGGAAUAUGUUUCUGAGUUUGUCUGUGUGGGAAUUUGGGGCGUUUUUACGCCUGGAGACCUUGUUUAAAAUUCCCAGAAUUACAAAAUUACCACUGCAGGGGAAUUUUAAUUAUAACUGAGAGCAAAACAAUAGCAGUAAAGAAAGUUUGCUCAGCGUCUCCAUCUGUUUAUCAUCAGCAGAAGAGCUGGAGUUAAAAAAAAACAUCUGCUAGUUUAGUUCAGAGAUUUUUUUCCUGCUUGUAACACGCAAUAACUUGUUCCUCUCGUGGUGAUUUGUAAUGUAACUCCUUUUCUUACAUAAGGGUGUGUGUGAGGAGCUGACCUAUGAGGAGAUUCAGGAGAACUUCCCAGAGGAGUUUGCACUAAGAGACCAGGACAAGUAUCGAUACCGUUACCCCAAGGGUGAGGUGAGUGCUCCUUCAAUUUACCGACAGUAUAUAUUUCUAAGUGAACUGCAGCUGUAUCCCUGAGAGUUUUCAGGACACCUGCUCACACACAUUCACACAUCAACACUUCUCAGUUCAGCCACGGUCUGAUCUGCCAGUUUCUGACUAAGUUUAGUCAGAAUUACAGGAAUUGUUGAACAAUUUGGGAAAUACCGUAUUACCUUUCUUGCAAGGAGUGAGAUGGAGAGAUGAUAACACCGUGCGGAGCACGGCUCUUUAGCCAGGAGAUGGUUAGAUAAGCUCAGUAUAAACACUUGAAUUAAAGGGGAACAGCUCCAAUAAUAACAGUGUCAUGGUUUUAUGAGGGGUUAUGUCCCGGACUCUGAUUACUUUAUUGGCAAGCUCACUGUGAUGACGACACUCCAGGAAGUCUUUCUGUUUCGGAAAGGAAAACAAGCGCUGGUGUGACGCAUACUUCCAGGAUGUAGAAAUGAUCUGUUGGAAGUAAAGUUUUGAUCCGAGCACAGAGCCCUCAUCAAAUGUAAAGUAGGAUAAAUCCUGUUUAGAAAUUGAUGAACCCACUCUGUAUUUUGUCUCGCUCAGUCCUAUGAGGACCUCGUUCACCGUCUGGAGCCCGUAAUCAUGGAGCUGGAAAGACAGGAGAACGUUCUGGUGAUUUGUCAUCAAGCUGUGAUGCGCUGCCUGCUGGCCUACUUUCUCGACAAACCUGCAGGUACAGAAAUCUUCUUCUCAACUCGCAUUAUCAUGACACUUCAGCAGACUAAACAACCUCUUCUCUCUGUAGAUGAACUACCUUAUCUAAGAUGCCCCCUCCACACGGUGCUCAAACUCACACCCAUCGCCUACGGUAAGCAGUAGAUGCUUGAGUGAUGACAUACCUGAUCUCAGUAAACCUUUCUUCCUGACGGUCUGGUUUUCUCCUCAAUCACAGGGUGUAAAGUUGAAUCAUUUUUCCUCAAUAUUGAAGCCGUAAACACUCACAGAGAGAGGCCAGUGGUGAGUUUCCACCAGCACACAUUUGUCAUAAUAGACACUUUGGUUUGCCAACCGUCUGUCUGUGGCACAUUACUUACGUCUGUUGGCAGGCGGUCUGUUUUUCUACUUGUAUUGAUGAAAUUCAUACAGAAACACUCUGGGUUCACUUAAGAAAAAGAGUCCGCUCUGUUAGGGCCUCAAAAUCUCAGCAAUCUUAUUUUUUCACAAAAGCUUGUUGUAGCCCAGUAAGAGAUAUUGGUGGUUUUGCAAAUUAGGAUGUCAAUAAGAUGACAUCCUCAAGACGGCAGCUAAGAGAUUCUCUCACCUGUUCUGCUGCCGUCGCCUGGAUUGCAGGACAGACAAGAUCUUGGAGUUCAGUUCUCACAUCUGUGCGCCGAACCGUUAUUACGUCACUCUCUGUUUGAAAGUAACUUGAGACAAAGCAGGUGAGACUGUCAGCGGUUUGACGGCUGGAAGAGAAUUCAGUCAGGUGGAAGUUGGAGUGAGAUACUGCUGUCAGGGAGAGUUUGUCAGAGAUGCUAGUAAAGCAAAAGCGCUGGGAACGAACACUUUGGUAAGUCAUUAUAAUAAAGUUUACAUUUUUUUGACUCAGUAACAGGUUAAAAUGCCAGAAAUGAUCAUAAAUGUGUAGAAAUAUUUAUAAGUAUAUAAAAAGGAUAACACUGAUGUAAACCAAAGCUUGUAUGAGACUGAACUGUAGGCUGUAUAGAAAGAAAAUCACAGUUUAUGUACAUGAAGAUCCCCCUGUGUGUCUUGGGUCGUCUUUUUAAAUCACAGUUACUUUAUUACCUCUCUGAUUCGGCUCAUUUAUAGCCCUUAAAAUGACCCAUUUUCAAGAUGAAUUGGACGCAAAACAGGUGUUGAAAUAUCUCUUUCACUUACAUUUGAAUAAAAAAAAGCCACAUGCAUUUCUAGUGACAUAACUCAGGAGCCUGAUAAUCUGCGAACCUUUCACAUCUGCUAGUUAUUAGAGUAUUUAUGGAUUUGGCAGAUGCAGACGGUUCUCACAGGUUUUUACGCUGAUAUCUUUGCAGAAUGUCGACAUCAACAGAAACACGGACGAGGCUCUGCAGACCGUUCCCGACCACGUAUAA
This is a messenger RNA of Xyrichtys novacula (pearly razorfish), 6037 nucleotides long. The record is from the annotation of a GenBank genome assembly. Lineage: Eukaryota; Metazoa; Chordata; Actinopteri; Labriformes; Labridae.